UUACUUUGGAUUACACGGCGGAAAUUGGAGGAUACGUAAAUAGUUAUGGCGAGAAUUUCUUUAAUUGUAUUAGCAGUGCUAGUGGUGGCUGUGAGUUUGGUGGAUUUUUCGGUGGCCAUAAAUCAUGUACCGACUGAGGAGUGGGCUGAGUAUAAGGCCAAAUUCAACAAAGACUAUACCAAUAGCGACGUCACGGAGGCCUAUGCCCAAUAUUACUAUGCCUACAACAAAAGACUGAUUGAUCGCCAUAAUGCUUUAUAUGAACGUGGUUCUAGGACCUAUAAAUUGGCAGUUAAUCAAUUUACCGAUAUGCGUCUUAUACACUUUAAUGCUUUAUUCCCAGUGGCCACAUCUACAGGGCCCUCUUUCCAUUCUGGUCUACCCACUGUGCAGCUAGCCACUCCCACUUAUGAUCCUAUUAAUGAUUUUGGUUUCCAGUCUAAUAUUGAGAAUCAAGGUACCAAAUGCAACAGUGGUUGGGCUUUUGCUGCCGCCAAAUCUAUAGAACUCUUUCAAGCCCAGCAGGCGGGCAAUAUGAGUCCUUUAUCCUUAUCUGCGCAAAACCUAAUCGAUUGUGCUGGUCGUGCAGCUGCUUGCAAGAACCAAGUUCCCCAAGCUGCCUUUGAUUAUCUGACACAAUACAAUAUGGAUUUGCAUUUGGAAAGUGAUUACCCUAUCAAUGGCACUAUAAAGGAACCGGGUAUGUGCACGCCCAUGGGUCAAUUGGUAACUAAUUUGGGCACCUACUCUCGUUUAGCGGACAAAGAUGAUGUUUCGCUGAAGGCUUAUGUUUCCAAUGGUUUCCCAGUGGUUGUAGAAUUUAAUCCCACCUCAUUUGAAUUUAUGCAUUAUUCGGAAGGUAUUUUCCAACAGCCCGCAGUACGUCAGGGUUCUCAUUUCAUGGUUGUCAUUGGUUAUGAUACGGAUGCAUCUACCGGCUUGGACUAUUGGAUUUUGCAGAACUCGUUCGAUACUACAUGGGGUGAAAUGGGAUUGAUAAGAGUGCUUAGAUCGGAAACGGCGAAAUUGACUAAGAGCGCUAUAUUUCCCACAGAGUUAGCUUAAGUUUAUAAUGGACUUGGUAGUGUUAAUUAUAUUUAUUUAAUGUAUUUAAUAUAAAGUAA
Messenger RNA from Calliphora vicina (urban bluebottle blowfly), 1124 nucleotides. RefSeq lists its product as uncharacterized. NCBI's taxonomy places the organism in Eukaryota, Metazoa, Arthropoda, Insecta, Diptera, Calliphoridae. Gene Ontology annotation, biological process: positive regulation of apoptotic signaling pathway; immune response; positive regulation of peptidase activity. Gene Ontology annotation, cellular component: lysosome. Bases 46 to 1065 code for a protein of 339 amino acids. Gene Ontology annotation, molecular function: cysteine-type endopeptidase activator activity involved in apoptotic process; cysteine-type peptidase activity. The record is from RefSeq and is a predicted model, not a curated record. The transcript has 2 exons.